Messenger RNA from Plodia interpunctella (Indianmeal moth), 3119 nucleotides. It is a transcript of the gene Vps53, whose product is annotated as Vacuolar protein sorting 53. The coding region runs from base 105 to 2477 and encodes 790 amino acids. Gene Ontology annotation, cellular component: GARP complex. NCBI's taxonomy places the organism in Eukaryota, Metazoa, Arthropoda, Insecta, Lepidoptera, Pyralidae. The transcript is spliced from 13 exons. The record is from RefSeq and is a predicted model, not a curated record. Gene Ontology annotation, biological process: retrograde transport, endosome to Golgi.
AUGUCAAAUAUGACAAUUUUCCAAAACGUCAACAAAACAUCCUAUGAGAUGCUCAAACUAUUUUGUGUAAAGUAUAGAAUAAUUUUACGAUUUAAAUAAAAAACAUGGAUACUAACGACAUAAUGGACGAUAAGGAUAGCGGGCCAGAGGUCCAGCUGAACUUUCCCAGCUCUGUGUUGAGUCGCAUCGAAGAACUUAUGGGUGGAACUGAGCAGUUCGACAACGACGAGUUUGAUGCAGUCGCAUACAUCAACCGCAUAUUCCCUACGGAGCAGUCGCUAGCGGGUGUGGAGAGUGCGGUGGCCCGCUGUGAGUUCCGGCUGGCGGGUGUUGAGCUCGACAUCCGGCGACUCGUGCGCGAGCAGCCCUCGCAGCGUGAGGAGGGACAGAAAGCUCUGCUGCAUGCGAGGCAGUGCAUCUCUGAGUUGGCUCUGCAGGUGGCAGACAUAAACAAGAAAGCUGAACGUAGUGAGAGCAUGGUCCGUGAGAUCACCUCCGAGAUUAAACAGCUGGACUGCGCCAAGUCAAACCUGACAGCGGCCAUCACGGCUCUCAACCACCUACAUAUGUUGGUGGGUGGAGUGGACAGUCUCAACGCUAUGACUGACACGAGGCAGUAUAAAGAAGUUGUACUACCUAUGCAGGCCAUUAUGGAGGUGCUGCAGCACCUGGAGUGCUACCGCGACAUCCGCGAGUUGGCGGCGCUGCGCUCGCAGGUGCACGCUGCGCGCGCGCAACUCUCCACGCAGAUACUCGACGACUUCAAGCUUGCUUUCACAGGCAGCAAAAGCACCGUGAGCCACAAGACCCUGAGCGAGGCGUGCGCAGUGGUGGACAUCUUGGAGCCGAAGGUGAAGCAGGAGUUACUAGACUGGUUCAUACACAUGCAGUUACAGGAAUACCAACACCUAUUCUCAGCGGAACAGGAGUCAGCGUGGAUAUCGCACAUCGAGCGGCGCUACGCGUGGCUGAAGCGACAUCUGCUGGCGUUCGAGGACUCUCUGGCGACCAUCUUCCCGCUGGCGUGGAGGCUCAGCGAGAGGAUCGCUAUGCAGUUCUGUAAGAUAACCCGUGAAGACCUAAGCUCAUUGCUCGCUGCCCGCCGCAGUGAACUAGACGUCAAACUGCUUCUAUACGCUAUACAGAAGACUUACAAUUUUGAGCUGUUGCUGCACAAAAGAUUUACAGGAACAGACAUCGGCGCAGAGAAUAUAGAAAACGCAACGGACAGUAAAACAUCUUUUGAUAUCGAUGCCAAGCCGGACACGGAAACGCUGGACGGGCCCGCGGCGCCCCGGGGCUCCGCGUGGGUGGGCGCCAUCGGGGGCUGCUUUGAGCCGCACCUGUCGCUCUACAUCCGCUCGCUCGACACCAACCUCCGCUCGUUCAUGGACAGGUUCUUGCAGGACGCAAAAUCCGAUACAGGAGCGGGGGAAAUCUCAAACACGGGUGGAGGUGCAGUGAUCUCUUCUUGUGCAGACCUGUUUCUGUUCUACAAGCGAUGCUUGGUUCAGUGCGCGCGGCUUAGCAAUACUGAACCUAUGUUAGAACUGUCAGGCGUGUUCGCCAAGUACUUGCGCGAGUACGCGUCGUCCGUCCUGGCGGCCGCGCUGCCUCGCGCCGCCAGCGCCGGCCUCGUCAGCAACCUGCAGACGUUGCUCAAGGAAUAUGAUACUAAUAGAUCCAGGUACACUCCUCAAGAGCUAGCGAAGAUAACCAGCGUGAUCACUACAUCGGAAUAUUGUCUCGAGACCACAGUUCACUUGGAACAGAAGCUCAAAGAGAAGGUGGCUUCCAGGCUGGCUGAUAAGAUAGACCUGCUGCCGGAACAGGACCUGUUCCACAAAAUGAUAACUGAUUGCAUCCAAAUGUUAGUACAAGAUCUAGAACUGGCGUGCGAACCAGCUCUGUUAGCGAUGACACGUAUAUCAUGGCUACACUUCGACACAGUCGGCGACCAGAGUUCAUACGUCACGCAAAUCAUUAUGCACUUAAAAAACACCGUCCCAAUACUUCGCGAUAAUUUGGCUUCAUCGCGGAAAUACUUCACCCAGUUUUGCAUACGAUUCGCCAAUUCUUUCAUUCCGAAAUUUAUACAAAACAUUUAUAAAUGUAAACCUAUUUCUACUGUCGGGUCGGAGCAGCUGUUGUUAGAUACGCAUAUGCUUAAAACAGCGUUAUUAGAGUUACCGUCUGUCGGUUCGGAGGUUAAACGACCUCCGCCAGCUACUUACACGAAAGUCGUAAUAAAAUUGAUGACUAAAGCAGAAAUGGUGUUGAAGUUAGUGAUGGCGCCGCUAGAGGGCGCCGGCGAUAGUUUUGUAGCGCAAUUCUUGCAGCUCUUACCCGACUGCUCCUUGCAAGAGUUCCACAAAGUUCUAGAUAUGAAAGGUGUUAAAAUGUCCAAAACUCAAAUGCAAGCGUUAGAUCUACUGUUCAAAGAGACCGCGAAGUCGACUACUGAGGCUGGGAAAUAGAUCAAAUAUAAGAAAUUAUUCGUUUAUAUAUGAAACCAGUUCGAAUCCUGCUCGUGUCAUAUUUGUUUACCAAUCUGACUCGUUUACGUCGACCAUUUCUGGUGAAGAAAACGUAUAGAUGAAUAUGAAUAUUUUAUUCACUAGUCUGCUUAUAUGGGACAUGAAUGGCAGUAGUCAUGUCAGAUGCCUAUAGAUGACUUGAAUAAAAGCUGACACCAGUGUUAGCAGUAACACGCUCGAUAAGAAAUGUUUGUAUUGUAGGUUACUAUAAAUUAUUUUUAAAAAAUCGUUGUCUGUAUAUUUUUAUGUUUAGUAAUAGAGACACAAAAGUUCACUAUUGUAUUAUAAAUAUCAUAGCUAUCAUCCUAUCUGAUAGCUAGUAUACUAUCCAAGAAUGUAUUAAUACACAAACUGUAAAUAGUGCCUUUAGGCUGUCAGAAUGUCCUAUUAUAGCUGUGUAUUACUAACCAAGGCACUGUUAUACAGCUAAAGACCUUAAAUUGUUCUUAUAAGAGUGUAUUAUAGACAUCAUAGAGCAUAUAUUAAUUUAUUUAUAUUGCGAAAUUAUGAGAUCAAAUUGACUGAAUGGCUAUAUUUUGUAUGCAAAAGGAAAUAUUAAUAAACAACUAUAACAUAUUAAAA